This is a messenger RNA of Schistocerca americana (American grasshopper), 4676 nucleotides long. It is a transcript of the gene vtd, whose product is annotated as double-strand-break repair protein rad21 homolog. Lineage: Eukaryota; Metazoa; Arthropoda; Insecta; Orthoptera; Acrididae. Bases 206 to 3052 code for a protein of 948 amino acids. The transcript has 14 exons. Gene Ontology annotation, molecular function: chromatin binding; protein binding. Gene Ontology annotation, biological process: synaptonemal complex assembly; mitotic sister chromatid cohesion; replication-born double-strand break repair via sister chromatid exchange. Gene Ontology annotation, cellular component: synaptonemal complex; cohesin complex. The record is from RefSeq and is a predicted model, not a curated record.
CUUCAAUUACAUAAACGAUAACUGUAUUUUGUGUAACAAUUAGGCGCCAAAUACGUGUUCACCAAAGUGUACGAAAGAUUCCAGGUGUGCAUUUAGGAUAAAAUUAUGUCGUGGUUUUAUCUGUAUUCUGGAAUUAGUAUUGGCAGCUGAAGUGAAUGUGUUAAGUGUGUGAGAGACUUAAGUGGCAGCCAGAUAUUUUGUUGUCAUGUUUUACGCUCAUUUUGUUUUGGCCAAGAAGGGCCCAUUGGCCCGCAUAUGGCUGGCAGCGCACUGGGACAAAAAGUUGACAAAAGCUCAUGUAUUUGAAACUAAUAUUGAGAAAUCAGUUGAUGGAAUUCUACAGCCAAAGGUAAAAAUGGCGUUGCGAACUUCUGGUCACUUGCUUCUUGGAGUAGUUCGAAUUUAUUCACGCAAGGCAAAAUAUUUGCUUGCUGACUGCAAUGAAGCUUUUGUGAAAAUAAAGAUGGCAUUCCGCCCUGGGAUGGUGGAUCUACCUGAAGAACAUCGCGAGGCUGCUGUGAAUGCCAUUACAUUACCUGAAGUUUUCCAUGACUUUGACACUGCAAUGCCUGAGUUGAAUGAUGUUGACAUAGAGGCUCAGUUUAGUUUGAAUCAGUCACGAGCUGAGGAGAUCACCAUGCGAGAAGAUUAUGGGAGUAUUACCUUGGUGGCCAGUGAUGAAGGAUUUGGUGACAUGGGAUUUGACGCUGAACCACCAGAGUUAAUGAGAAACGUUCCUAGUCUCGAACCAUCUCUGGAUCAGGCAAAUUUGUUGUUCAGUGAUGGUCCUCCAGUGGAACAUUUACCAAUGGAAAAAGAAAAAGAACCACAACCUUCAACAUCAGCUGGCCAGAUUGAAGCCCCAAUUAGAGAUGACGGUUUUGGCAGAGAUCUUGGGCAAGAUAUAAUUGCUGGUGGGCUUUUUGAAGGAGGCCUGUUUGAUGAGGCACCCAUGCCUGCAGAAGUCCCUGCAGUUGAGACAAGUUCAUUGCAGCCACCGGAAGAGCCUCCGAAGCCACCAGAGGUUGCUGCGCCUCAAGAUAGUGAUGACGACAUGGGUGACCACUUUGGAGGACCCCCUUCAGUGGGUGGCCGCAGUAGUAUUGGUGGGGAAUCAAGGCCAGCAACACCUGUCCCUGGCCAAGUCCCAGAAAGGCCUGCAUCUGCGGAGCCUAUGAUGCAGCCACCACCUGUACCUGAACCAUCAGUUUUCCAGCAGGAAGCUGGAUUGGAAGACGUUGCUGGUCAGCAGCAAGAUCAAACAACUCUCCUGCAUAACGAAGAAGAGAGCUUUGCAUUAGCACCUGUUGAUGCUUCUGCAUUAAAAGGUUUUACUAAGACAAAGCGGAAACGGAAGCUGAUUGUGGAUGAAAUUAAGAAUAUUUCUGGAGAAGAAAUGAAAGCUCAGCUUUCAGAUACAAGUGACAUAGUCACUACAUUAGAUCUUGCCCCACCAACUAAGAGAUUGAUGCACUGGAAGGAAACUGGUGGAGUGGAGAAGUUGUUUGCCUUACCAGGGCGCCCCAUUCCAGCACGUGUUUUGUUUAAGAACUACCAAAGACACCUCACAAGUCGCCCAGCUGAGAAUUAUGACUUCGGCUUGGGCGUUGAUGAAGGGGAGGAAGAUAUGGCUCUUGAACAGGUGCGUGAAGGGGAAGCAGAGCUUGUCCAACAAGAUCCCCGUCGGUCAACUCGCAAAAGAAAACUGGUUGAACCUGAAGAGUAUCAGCCAUCAAAAAAAGUUGACCUGGCACAAGAAGAGGAGGUACCUGAUGUUGGUCAGUACUUACCACAACCUUCAGUGGCCCCUACUGUCACUGAUGCACUGACUGCGACAAGUACAGCUGCAGAAAUUGCUGUGGGUGUUGUUCCUAUGGACACAGUUGCCCAUAUGCCACCUCAUACUCCUGCCCCAGAGGUUUCAGAUGUUCAGCAGCUACCUGUUGUGCCUCAGCCACCUGCAACACCACUACAAGUUCCUGUUGACUCAGAUAUGCCUCAUCUACCACCAGAGCAGGUGCAUUCUUUAUUGGUGCAGCAUGAGCAUAACCUGGUUAACCCAUUAACACCCGGAGUUCCAUCAGUAGCAGCUCCCAUGACCCCGGGGCCACCACCAAUGACGCCAGGACCACCACCGAUGACACCUGGACCACCACCGAUGACGCCAGUGCCAGCACCGAUGACACCAGUGCCAGCACCGAUGACGCCAGUGCCACCUGCAAUGAUGCCAGUGCCACCUGCAAUGAUGCCAGUGCAACCUCCAAUGACGCCAGUGCCGCCUCCGAUGACGCCAGUGCCCCCUCCGAUGACACCAGUGCCGCCUUCAAUGACACCAGUGCCUCCUCCCAUGACACCUGGUGCUCCACCAAUGACUCCAGUGCCUCCCCCAAUGACCCCAGGGCCCCCACCUAUGACACCAGUACCUCCGCCGAUGACACCCAUGAUACCACCAUUGACACCGGCCCCUCAGGUUCCCAUGGAACAGGAGGAAGCAGUCACAGCUCAUAUAUCUGCUGCUGUUUCUGUGCCUACACCAGCUCCAGUCCCUGAACAUUUGUCAACAGAAGCACCAGGGGAAGUGUUACAGCCGACUGAACAGCAUUUGCCAACAAUGGAAAACAUGGGUUAUGACCAUAAUAUUCCUCAGAUGGCAAAUAUGGGCUAUGAUGAGCAACACCCACCAGCGCAAACUCCAGGAGCCCAUUCUGAGAGAGGUGUCUUAACGCCUUGGAAUGGUGAAGAAUAUGAGUUUCCUCAAUCUGUUGGACCACAAGAAGAACAGCAGGUUGAUGAGACAUAUGAGCAAUUUGAGGAACGAGUGCUGAAUAAACGUGCUGCUCAUAUGUACCACAUUGUGAGGAGUAAACUGGAACGAUGUGACAAGCUUUAUUUUUCAGAUAUGGUGCAUCGAAAUAACAGAAAACAGGUGGCACAAAAGUUUUACACCCUUCUUGUUUUAAAGAAGCAUACCGUGUUGGAACUGACGCAGGAGUCAUCAUAUGAGAACAUACACAUUACGAGAGGCAACAAAUUUGAAAAUCCAUCCUUAUGAGCUGAAGAGUGACUUGAAGUCAAGUGUUGUGUCAAAGACAGAAAAGCAAAAACUGUGUCGUGUAUAUAGACCUAUUGUUGAGCACCAAACAUUUUAUACUGUGAAUUUGCCGUGUUCUUUUCAACUUAAUAUUUUUCGAAAAGGCAAUGUUUUGCUGUAGUUAUAUCACAGGCAUUGUAUAUAUACACAUUGGAGAAAGGCAGAGUAAAGGUGUGCAUCAUAAAUUACAUUAUCUCAUUUUGCAGGUACUAAUUUGUAAAGUUGACUGAUGAGAGGCAGUGCAAAUAUAAAUUUUAAGAACAAGUUGAGGCUGUGCAGUAUCACAAAAUAGUGAAAUUUUUAAAAAUUUUAUCAACAUAUAAAGUUUACUGCUAUAAGUUGAAAAGAAAGCAUUUUAUCAUUAAAAUAGUGUUUUUAUGAGUGUAAAUGCAGAAAUGAAUUUUGUAUAUAUUGUUAGUAAGUUAUUCAUUUGAAAUGGUGAAUGUAAUUUAUAAGUAUGAGGUCAGCUUGUUAGCAAAUUGUUGGUUUAUUAGACACAAUCACAGAUCGUUGUUCUUGUUAAGUGCAUAUGCUGCAACAGUCUGUUGACAUUCUAGUUAUUUGGUGAUAUAUUUUGUGCUCAUUUUUUAUUGGACCAAUGCUCCACUUACAUGACCUGUCAAAAAUAAGGAUAUGCAGAUACGUUUGUGAAGUGGGCCAUUUUACUCCAUAAUGAAGUGGGAAAAAACCAACUUGUCUGGUAUAGAAUUUUUACACAUUUUCAGUCUGUAGUUAAGUGAUUCUGUGUCUCUCAAGUUAAUAUUCAGUUUUUUAUUGCACCCAUUUUUUUCCAAGAAAAUUUGGAAGAUCAUGCUUCAUUGCAUUUUUAAUACCUUUUUAUGUGCCCAUGGCAGAUUAUAAUAUAAUCAUUGGAAUUUUUUCUUGAUAUUUCCUCCCUUGUAUUUUUACUUCCUUUUAUCUGUAUUUGAAGGUUUUUACUUGUCUUUUAGCAUUAUUAUUUAGAGAUUUACAGCAAAAUUCUAAAUAAAAGCAUAAUGGGUAGAGCAACAUGCCAACCUGUUUACUACAGCAUGACCACUUGAGAUUUUUGUUGCUGCCAGAUGGACCAAGUAAAAAUGAGCCCUUUUGAUCCAAAGAUAUAUAUACACACCAACAUUUGCUUAUAUUGUGACUUUCCAUGUAUGUUGUCUGUUACAAGGAAAAGUGCUAUAUCAAACUGACUUUUUUAGUCAUGCUGUUCAGACAGCUUUUUCAGUCUCAUUAUUUUAUUGACUAGAUUUGACAUGUCUUGGCACAAAAUAUUUCUCUAAUUUUCACUUUUUGUAUAUUUUACACGUCACAUCAUGUAAAGGGCAUGUCACAAAUAAGCUCAUUACUUAUACAAUUGUAUUUGAUUUUUUAUUCCUGUAUAACUGAUUUUCUUUUUGUGGAGCUUUGUUCACAUAUUUGCAUGUAUAAUAAUUUGGAUUAAAAUAUAAAGGGUGUUAUAAAACAUUUUAAUUUCAUAUCUGUGUUUGUAACCAGUCAGAGCCAGUAGUUGUAUGCUUUACAUCCUUUGUACUAUGUUGUAUUACAUCUUGAGAAGGAGAGAUUCAGGACAAUAACAAUACUUACAUUCCAGUCA